Messenger RNA from Protopterus annectens (West African lungfish), 4743 nucleotides. RefSeq names its product protein phosphatase 2 regulatory subunit B'epsilon (gene PPP2R5E). Gene Ontology annotation, biological process: protein dephosphorylation; signal transduction. The record is from RefSeq and is a predicted model, not a curated record. Gene Ontology annotation, molecular function: protein phosphatase activator activity. Bases 434 to 1936 code for a protein of 500 amino acids. Gene Ontology annotation, cellular component: protein phosphatase type 2A complex; nucleus; cytosol. NCBI's taxonomy places the organism in Eukaryota, Metazoa, Chordata, Ceratodontiformes, Protopteridae. The transcript is spliced from 15 exons.
CCACUCCUCUAAUUCGGGGGCGGGGUAGUAAUAGCAUGGUAGGCUGUAUGUUGUGUUAUGUGUGCCAUGGACUCAACCCAGUGAAAUUGACAAUAGAGAAAGGAAAUUGACAAAAAUCAAAAAGAAGGAAAAAUGAAAAUAUUUUAAGUCCUAAACAGCGUCAGUGAAGGUACAGAGUGAAAAUAACCAAGGGAAUGUAAUCGAUUUCAUGACGCUUUAGCCAUUGUUUAUUUAAUGGGACUGUAAGGAUUAUCAAAAGAAUUAGAAAAAAAGGAUACACUUGGUGUUUGGUAUAUUAAAAAGGCCUAGCCUCUCUGCUUUAUUGCUUGAGAGUCUGUGUUUCCAGGGAUCUACACUGUUUGCAAGCAGCAUUACUUUUUGCAAGGAUUAUUGAUAAUCUCGGACUUGUAAUCAAAGAGGUUCAAGUAAGGCUAUGUCCUCGGUAUCUACCACUCCUCCAUCAGUGGAUAAAGUAGACGGAUUUUCUCGGAAGUCCGUCAGGAAAGCAAGACAGAAAAGAUCACAGAGCUCCUCUCAAUUUAGAUCUCAGGGCAAACCCAUCGAAUUAACCCCUUUGCCUCUGUUCAAAGACGUGUCUGUCACAGAACAACCUGAAUUGUUCUUGAAGAAACUUCAGCAGUGUUGUGUAGUUUUUGACUUCAUGGACACAUUAUCAGACCUCAAAAUGAAAGAAUAUAAGCGUUCUACUCUUAAUGAAUUGGUGGACUACGUCACAGUUAGCAGAGGAUAUUUAACAGAGCAGGCAUAUCCUGAAGUAGUUAAAAUGGUAUCUAGCAAUAUAUUCAGAACUUUACCGCCAAGUGAUAGUAAUGAAUUUGAUCCUGAAGAAGAUGAGCCCACACUUGAGGCAUCCUGGCCACAUUUACAGCUUAUUUAUGAAUUUUUUAUACGAUUCUUGGAAAGUCAAGAGUUUCAACCCAGCAUUGCCAAAAAAUAUAUAGAUCAGAAAUUUGUAUUACAGCUUUUGGAAUUAUUUGACAGUGAAGAUCCUCGGGAAAGAGAUUACUUGAAGACAGUUUUGCAUAGAAUUUAUGGAAAGUUUCUUGGUCUUAGGGCAUUUAUCCGUAAACAGAUAAACAAUAUUUUCCUACGAUUUGUGUAUGAAACUGAACACUUCAAUGGUGUAGCAGAACUUCUGGAAAUAUUGGGAAGCAUAAUAAAUGGCUUUGCAUUGCCAUUAAAGGCAGAACAUAAACAGUUUUUGGUGAAAGUUCUUAUUCCACUGCAUACAGUCAGGAGUUUAUCUUUAUUCCAUGCACAGCUGGCCUACUGCAUUGUACAGUUUUUAGAAAAAGAUCCAACACUCACAGAGCCGGUUAUUCGAGGUUUAUUGAAAUUCUGGCCCAAAACCUGCAGCCAAAAGGAGGUUAUGUUUUUGGGAGAGCUGGAAGAAAUACUGGAUGUUAUUGAGCCGUCUCAGUUCGUAAAAAUUCAGGAACACUUAUUCAAACAGAUAUCCAAGUGUGUUUCAAGUCCACAUUUUCAGGUGGCUGAAAGAGCAUUAUAUUACUGGAACAAUGAGUACAUAAUGAGUUUGAUAGAGGAGAACUCCAAUGUUAUUCUACCCAUCAUGUUUUCCAGUCUUUAUAGGAUUUCCAAAGAACACUGGAAUCCUGCAAUCGUGGCUCUAGUCUACAACGUAUUAAAGGCAUUUAUGGAAAUGAACAGCACCUUGUUUGAUGAACUUACAGCUACAUACAAGUCAGAUCGCCAGCGCACUCUGCCCACCUUUGCUGAACCUAAAAAUGCGGUUCCCAACAGAGACCCUCCAGUAGUGCGUGAAAUUCAGAGGAACCAUUGCCCUACGGCAGUAAAUGAAAAGAAAAAGGAGAAAGAACGAGAAGAACUUUGGAAAAAGCUUGAGGAUUUGGAACUAAAGAGAGGUCUUAGAAGUGAUGGAAUAAUUCCUACUUAACAAAGACAGCAUUGGUGAUGCCAUUACCUGUGGAUUCACACAUUUAUGUAGUAGGCGAUGGAACAACAGUUUUCUGUAUUGUGCAACUUACUUUACAGUAGAUUUCACAUCCGUUUCAAUAUAACAGCAGCACUGUAUAUAACUUUCUCUUUACUUAAAAAAUUAAGAAUUAAAAAAAAAUGAAAGUAAGGACUUUGUCCAGUACCUGGACAUUAGAUGGACUUCUAAGAACUCUGCAAAUAUAAUCAUUGUUUUAACCCUCUUCUGAAACCCAUUUCUCAAGAGACCUUUUGGAUAAAAUAUCACUUCAAGAGUACCAUUGUCAAGAGUUCCUCAUAUAUCAUUAGCAGAGAUUAAGAAGAUACCCUUGCAAAUGUGGACGAUCUUAUUUAGCUUGUCCUUCUGCUACCAUGCUCAGUCAUUAUUUAAAGUAAAAGGACUGUCUAUUCCUUAUGAGUAUGUGUGAUAUUCUUUACCUCUGGAAAACCUAAGAUGAUUGUGACAAUUUCCUUUGCACUCAUUAUCCCUAAGCUGAUUUUUUUCACAUAUAUAAGGGCCAAAAGGUAGAAAGUUUUAAAAAGCCCUAUCAGGUUAUGGCUUACUGGUGUAGAUUUCUUGCUGAUACCAGUUUGGAUGUGGUUUUAUUGAAUGUGUAACUUAGAAAGUCACUUUAAAUUACAUUUAAUACCAGAAAUUAGUUGCAAGAAUUUUGAGACAUGUUUCUGGUCAAAGUGGUUUUGCUCAAGUAACUUAUUUUGAACCCUUUUACAGCUGAAUUUAUAAAAUGAGCACACUGGUAUGAAAUGCAUAUAUGCACCAGUACUUGUCUGAUUUUAACUGCAUAUGUUACAUCAAAAUACUACUUAUUUUUAGAGUUGUGGUAGAUGAACAUUAUAUUGAUUUGAUAUACCAAAAGUUCAAGCUUUACCAUACAACACAGUGUAGCAUUUUUGUUUUUGAAGAAUUGUGAGAGUGGGAAGUGAUGACUUUUGCCAAUAGUGCUAACUGAACAAAGAUGGCAGAAAUGGGUUAAUGCCUUAUUUUGUAACAGUUACAUUUUUAAAAGGGGCUUUAACCCUUUUAGGUCUGAAAAAGGCCUUUUUAUCCAGACACUUGAAUACCUAUUAAACACAGGAAGUGUGUUUCUGUUUGGGUUUAAAGACUUGUGUACAUUCUAAGAUAUUUAUUUUUAAAAAAAAUAUUCUAUUAUGUGCAAGCAUUGCAUUUGCAAAAAUGGAAGAGGGCUGUUUUUUCUACAGAUAUAUUUUAGGGUUAAAAUGUAAGUGAAAGAAUGUGUUUAAUGGGGCUUCACUGCUAAGUUUGGUUACAAAGGUUCAGGCUAGGUUUGUCAUGUGCCCUCUUCGUUAAAGCAGAGGGUAUCAGUAAAAAAAAAAUGCAGCUUAAAUUUUAAUAGGCAAACCUUAGCAAAUUAAAGCACUCACCUUUGGCUCCCUUUAAAAAAAAACUCUGGAUUUCAAGUAUCUGUAUUCUAAAUUGACUGCUCAUUCAGACCUGUGUUUUUUAAGAUUGGUCUUUAUAAUUCUUUUGAGCCAGAGAAAGUAUUAAUGUUCUUAUAUAUGUUAAUAAAAAAGCUGCAUUGUAACCAACAUUGUUUCAAGAAGUGAUAAGGCGAGAUUUUCUUAAUGAAUGUUAUUUAUAUGCCUUGCUUUUCUGGUAGAGUCCAGGAUUACUUUACUUCAGGUAAAAAUACAUACAGAAUGUAUUCAGCCAAGACAAAUAAUAGUAUGUAUAUGUUUCAGGGUUACUGUUCAGACUGUAUGAAAUAUUCUGUUACAGCAGUGAAUUGAUAAUCCAGAAACUUAAAUCCAGCAGUAUUGCAAUUGACACAUCUGUGGAUGAAUAUUUAAAAGUAAUUAAAUUACACUUAAUGAUAGCAAUUAAGCUUAUUCUGCAGAAGCCUAUUUUAAAACGGUUUGACUUCUACACUUACUUCUUCCAAACUACACAGUGGUUUCUUAACCUAAAAACAGUGCAAGUAAUGCAUCUUGAUGCUGUUUUAGGAUUAUCAGAUCACUCCUGUAGACACAUUGUUCUGUGACUUUCAGAUACUGUAAACUUAGCAACUUUGUACAUUUUUAUAGCACUGCAACAUCUGAAGAAAUAGCAGCAGGUUACUGCAUUUAACAAAAUAGUCUAUCACUGCUUGUUUGAUUUGAACAGUGGGCAUGUUAUGUUAUACAUUUGAAUGUACGUUUAGUAGAUUGUCUUAAGUGGAACCCUCUAUACUGAUUGUGUGAAAGCACAAGUGCAAUCUAAGUAUUCAUAUUGAAAGCAAAAGUGAUAACAAAAGACAUGGACCUUUUCACCUAUCUUCGGCAACAUGUAUCAAGUUCAUGGUGUGCUUGUUCCAAUGCUGUAUAUUUUACUGAACAAAUGUUUAGAGACCAAGUAAGAUGGUGCUGAAUAGAACUUCUCUGAUCAUCAGGGUUCAGAACAGAAGCUUUUUCUUUCCAGACUGACAUCUCAGUAGUCAAAAGAACUGCUACUUGGUAUAAAGUAAGAAAAAAAAAUAACUGUACCCUAGUAAGUUUAUGCAUUGACACGUCAGCCAAACCCAUCUUUACAUUAGCAAAUGAGAGUUGUAGACCAACUGGAUGCUGUCACAUAGUGGACAGAAACAAAUCCUGAUUUUGUCCUUGUGAUAUUCUUUUAAGUGGGUUUGUCUGCAGUGAAGAACGUAAAGUCAAGCUAUGCAUAUCAUCUUAACUUCAAGAGAAAAGGUUUUGGAAAUUGCUGUAUAUUUGAAAUGAAAUAAAGCAGUAUGGUACAGCUGCUUAAGAGCCUUU